CGGCAGAAGCUCUGCAGGGCGGGGGCCGGAGCAGACACAGGGUGACCGCGGCGCCUUUUGCGCCUUAAUCCCUUGAUCGCUCUCGGGGAUGGAGGGGGGUGCCAGGGUGGGCUGUCCCUGUCCCUGUCCCUGUCCCCAGCAUCCCCAUCCCUUGCUCCAGCCCCGCGUUUUGGCAGCUGCCGGACACUGCAAGGCACGUCUCGCCGAGGUUAAUUAGCCUCGGCAGGAGUAAUUAGCCCAGGGCUAAUUGCAGGGCUGGGUGUCGCCAUCCCCCGAGCGCUGCUGAUGCUCCUGGCAGGGGAAAUUUGGGAUUGCGGGGCUUUAGGGACCCCCCCCAAGAGCAGCAGGUGAGCGGGGCCGUGGGAAAAACCAUCCCCUCCCCUCCACCAGUGCUCUAUCCUGGAUCCCCUCCGCGGAAUUAGAGUGGGGACACGCCAGAGGAGCCCCAUCCUGCACAGCUGGCAUCCUGGAGCAGCUCUGAGCACCGGGAUGGAUGGGAAUAGCCCCUCCUCGGGAACUCCUGGCCCCCAAUCCUGCACAGCUGGCAUCCUGGAGCAGCUCUGAGCACCGGGAUGGAUGGGAAUAGCCCCUCCUCGGGAACUCCUGGCCCCCAAUCCCGGCUCCCGGGUGGGGUUUGCAGGAACCUCUCUGCACCUGAGUUUUGCCCCAGGGCUCAGCCCCAGGUGCGACCCUCUCCUCCUUCCCUCCAGUCUUCAGGGAAGCCCAUAAAGCAGAGCUGGGGAGGAGCAGCAGGAAUUUAGGGUGUUGGAGGGCGGAUGGGCUCUCAUCCCCGGUUUUCCUCUCUUCCCCAGGUGCGGAUCCCUCCCUGCUGCCGGCCGGGGCUGCGAUCUCCCACCAUGGGGGUCAAAGCGAUGCUCCCCAGCUACGAGCUGGGCUUUUACGCUCUCGUGGUCACCUGCGCUGUGCUCUACAGCGGCAGCGGCAUCUUCGAGGCAUCCCGAGACAGCAUGAACAGAAAGGCUUUUCGGGACGGCAUAAAGCCGGGCUGGCACUACUUUGGCAGGAAGAUGGACGUGGCUGAUUUCGAGUGGGUGAUGUGGUUCACCUCGUUCAGGAACAUCAUCAUCUUCGCCCUCUCGGGACACGUCCUCUUCGGCAAGAUCUGCUCCAUGGCUGUGCCACAGCACCGGGCUGUGAUGUACAUGGUCUACGGGCUGCUGGCUGUGCUGGCCAGCAUGGGGCUGCUCUACCUGAUGAUCAUCCUGUCCCACUGCCUGCUCCUCUACUCGGUGGCCCUGGCCAAGCAGAAGUGGCUCUGCUACGUGGCCGGGCUCUGCUGCCUCGCCUCCUUCAAGGUGGAGCCCUUUGGCUCCUGGCAGAGUGGGUUUGUAACAGGAGCUUUUGACCUCCAAGAAGUUCUUUUCUUCGGGGGCUGCACCUUCACCAUCAUGCGCUGCAUGAGCUUCGCCCUUGAGAGCUCCGAGAAGGACGAGGGCAUCUACUCCAUCCUCGACCUCCUCAAGUACAACUUCUACCUCCCAUUCUUCUUCUUCGGGCCUGUCAUGACCUUUGACCAGUUCUACGCCCAGGUCAGCACCCGCGAGCUGCGGCGCAAGGACGACGAGAUGAAGAGCAUCCGUGUCAAUGCCCUGCUCCACGUGGGGGCCAUCGUGGCUGUGGACAUCUUCUUCCACUUCUUCUACAUCCUCACCCUCCCUUCUGACCUGAAGUUCGUGACCCGCCUCUCGGACUGGUCCUUGGCUGGCCUGGCCUACUCCAAUUUGGUGUAUGACUGGGUGAAAGCUGCUGUCAUGUUUGGGGUCAUCAACACCAUCGCCAGACUGGACCACCUGGACCCACCCCAGCCCCCAAAAUGCAUCACCAUGCUCUACAUCUUUGCUGAAACGCAUUUUGACAGAGGGAUUAAUGACUGGCUGUGCAAAUACGUGUAUGACCACCUUGGAGAGAACCAUGACAACAUCCUGAAGGAGCUGGUGGCGAGCACCACCACGUUUGCCAUCACCACGCUGUGGCUGGGGCCCUGCCAGCUCGUUUACAUCUGGUCCCUCGUCAACUGCUUCGGCCUCAACUUCGAGCUCUGGGUGCAGAAGUUCUUCCAGCUGGGGCCCUUUGCCAAACUGGAGGCCAAGCUCUCAGGGGCCAUGUCCCGGCGGAUCAGGGCAGCUUUUGGGGCAGUGAACUUCUGGGCCAUCGUCCUCUACAACAUCCUGGCCCUCAACAGCCUGGAGUUUGCACUGCUGGUGACCAAGAGGCUCCUUGUGAUGGGUUUCCCUGUGAGCACCCUGUCCAUCUGGUUCAUCACCUACUGCGGCGUGCAGCUGAUCAAGGAGCGCGAGCGCAUCCUGGCCCUCCAGGAGGAGCUCAAGGCUGACAAGGCAAAGCUGGAGUAGGGCAGGCACCACAGGCUUGUCCCCAAAGCCUUGUCUCCCUUCAGCCGCUGGCCAGGGCUCUGCAAGCCCUCCUGACAAUCAGACUGCUGUAGAUCCAUGUAGAAGUCACCUGGAAGGCACAGGUCACCCUCCUGCUGCAGGAAGGAUUUUCCAUCAGGCACAGUGGCUGUUUCACAGUCUCCCCAGGAUGCUGAGGCAGCUCCCAGGACGUUUCUUUCAAGCCAGAGUCAUCCCCAUUGUUUUUCUGACCCUCUGACAUUGUGCAGGCUCAGAGAUUUCACCCCCUGCUUCCCACAGCGCUUGGUCCACCAGCACUGGGCUCCCCACAGCCCCUGUCUCCCAGAGGAGACUCUCCAGAUCCCAUGGCUGGGGGUUUUAGGGCCCUGAACUGCUGGAUCUGAGACUGAUGUGGCCACCAGGACCCCCCCACUGGGACUCAAGCCAAAGCCCCCCUCAGUUUUUUAAUAUGCCAUGGACAAAGGUCUAAGCUCACAUUCCUGCCCAUGGCCAAGGGACAGAACGUGCUGGAGCCAAGCCUUGCUCAUCUCCAGCCACCCAUCCCUUUCCUCAGCUGCCUUUGGUGUGCACAGCCCACAGCUGUAGGGUGAAUAGGAUCAAAGGAGAAAAUCCCCAGAUGAAGGGCAGGGUCUUGGGGCUGGGUGGUGGAGGGGCAGCCCAUGGGAGACUCCUUGGAGAAUCAGACUUUGGGAGUGUGUGAAACACAGUGCCUUGGGGGAAGGUGGGUUUGUAACAGGAAAACAGCUCUGGCUCUCUUGCACUUUAGAGUAACUCUCGUGGCCUUAUGUCUGAGCCAUGUCCCUGUUUGGUGAGGGCAGGAUCCACACCCCUCUGCAACAGGGAUUGGGACACUUGGUGCAUCCCUGUGGAUGAAGCAGGAUGGGUUCCAGGCCAGCUCUCAGCUCUGCCAAAGUAAUUUGUGAAGUUCCUGGUAAACGUCACUUAUUUAUGUAGCCAAUAAAUGUUGGAUAACUCUG
Molecule: messenger RNA, 3367 nt
Organism: Ficedula albicollis (Collared flycatcher)
Lineage: Eukaryota; Metazoa; Chordata; Aves; Passeriformes; Muscicapidae
Gene: HHATL
Product: hedgehog acyltransferase-like
Exons: 11
Coding region: 777-2372 (531 amino acids)
Biological process (GO): negative regulation of N-terminal protein palmitoylation
Cellular component (GO): endoplasmic reticulum
Molecular function (GO): acyltransferase activity
Source: RefSeq, a predicted model, not a curated record